Molecule: messenger RNA, 1397 nt
Organism: Plectropomus leopardus (leopard coralgrouper)
Lineage: Eukaryota; Metazoa; Chordata; Actinopteri; Perciformes; Serranidae
Gene: alkbh7
Product: alkB homolog 7, RNA demethylase
Biological process (GO): fatty acid metabolic process; DNA damage response
Cellular component (GO): mitochondrial matrix
Source: RefSeq, a predicted model, not a curated record
CCCACAUAACGGCUUGAUUUCUGUCAACAAAAACAAAACGUCUUUAAGGGUAAACAGGAUAGUGUAGCGAGUUUUGGUGACAAUAAAAACAGACAGAAGGAUGAAACUAUUGCUCACCGUGUUAAAAAGAAUCCACAAACCGGAUGUUUACCGCCGUCACCGCCGCUGUCUGAGCUCCUUCGCCCGCGGCGGCCUGUCACCUCUCACACGUGAGGGCCUCAUCGUCGGGUCAAGUCGCGAGCUCGUUCAGAGAUUUGCCGCACAGGUGGAGGUGAGGGCGGCCUUCAUCAGCGAGGAGGAGGAGGGGGCGUUUCUGCGCGAGCUGGAGUCAGGCUUGAAGAGGAAACGUUACGAGUUUGACCACUGGGACGAUGCCAUUCACGGGUACCGAGAGACUGAGCGUGUCAGCUGGGGGCCAGAGUGCGAGGAGGUCUUGAAUCGUGUCCGAUCUGUGGCGUUUCCUGAGGGUAGCCCACUCCUCGGGCCUGUGCACGUUCUAGAUCUGGACAGGACUGGCUACAUCAAGCCUCACAUUGACAGUGUCAAGUUCUGUGGUAGCACCAUUGCUGGGUUGAGUCUCCUGUCAGACAGUAUCAUGCGCUUGGUGAAUGAGGACGUCCCCAGCGAAUGGCUGGACCUGCUGCUGCCCCGACUCUCCCUCUACAUUCUGAGGGAUGAGGCCAGAUAUAACUUCACUCACGAGAUCCUGAAAGACGAGGAGUCUGUGUUCAAUGGACAGAGAGUGCCUCGGCUGCGUCGAAUCUCCGUCAUCUGCCGGAAUCUUCCAGACUAACAGCCAGUUCCACUUAGCUUGGAUAUGAAAAGAACAGAACCUGAAUUUGGAACGAGAGAGUUUCAGUGAUCUCCAUUAAGAUAUUAAAGCUGGAUUGUGGAACUUUUGUGUCACCCCUCUGGCAGAGAGAGUAAUUACACAGGCGCCGUCGAUGCGUGCUUGUGCCAGAAGGUGAGCUCACCGCAUCUCCCUUCUUGUCUUUAAGUCUUUUUUGGACUUUAAUUCUUCCUUUCAAUGUUUCUUUUUGAUUUGGAGCAUCUAUUUCAGAUACUUUUCUUGGACGCUCCUUAGGAUUUUUCACCUCGUUCCUAGCUGAGCUUAGGAAAUGGCUUGCUGUCAUUCUGAAAACAGGUUGGAGAUGCACAAAGUUUUGCAAAAAUAAAGUUAAAGCUUAGUCUGUUUGGCCAUACACUGAGUAGGUUAGGACAUCGUCACUGGGGAAAACUGAAACAAUUUGAUAUUAGCGUUUGGCACAGCCUUGAAUGUGACUGUAAGUCCCGCAGUCCAGCUUUAAAGCAUAUAUCCUCAAAGGUACACUAUGCAGGAUUGUCAGUUACCGUUUGUAAACACGGUCGCCAGCAAAAGUAAAAGCCGACCCCAGAUA